This is a messenger RNA of Cyclocybe aegerita, 5748 nucleotides long. Lineage: Eukaryota; Fungi; Basidiomycota; Agaricomycetes; Agaricales; Hemipholiotaceae. The record is from the annotation of a GenBank genome assembly.
AUGGGCCGACACUCCAAAGCAACUACUGCACGUCUUGGGAACCUCAACCACCCUAGAAGGUCCUAUAAACCCACUGUAGAAGAUGUGAGCGAGUCAGAAGAUGAAGAUUACAUCCCUACCAGCAACAGGCAGCCACUCCUCAAAGAAGGCUUCUUCUUCCUGGAUGAAGACUUGGAUUCAGACUCGGACUGGGACCCAGAGGAUGAGGAGGAGGUGGAGGUUGAUGAGGAAGAACUAGAGGGGCUGAAGAAUGAGAGCGACAUUCAUCAGUUCGCAGCUGUUCUCUGUGAAGCUCAAGCUCUUGCUGUAAAGGCUGAACGUGAAGCAGCAGCUGAUAAGCCCAACCGCCCAAAGCACUACACUGGGAACUCGAAACGAAGCCAGCGGCUCCAUGCCUUCAAUCGGAAGAAGUUAGCAGCAGCUGGACAACAAUUUAUUAAUUCCUGGUUCACAGUAGCCAAAAAGACAGUCUCCGAGGAUGAAUCUGGUUCAGACUCAGACUCAUCACCUGAAGACCCACCCACCGAAGAUGUUGAGGCAAGCAUGGGCCGGCUCUUCCCUGAAAGAGAUGAAUUGAGCAAUGAAAUGAACCCGGGGCCGUUGCAUGACACUACAGGCACCCAGAGUGACACACGAGUGAGAUCUGCAAAGGAGGAAGUCGAAGAGCUCCUGAAGCAGUUGCGGAACGGAUGUCGCCCUUCGGAUGACAGCCCUGAGACAAGGACUGAUGUCCUGUUGAAUGGAUUAUGCUACAAGGACUUUCCUAUGCUGCGUCGUGCACUCGCAAAACUCACCGUCAAGAGCAAAGACAAGAAGCUUGAUGUGUUCUUCCGAAGCCGAAUUACAGGGAUGGUUGCGACAUUGAAUCUUUAUCUCGAUUCACAGCUCUCAUAUACAUGGCGGGAGGCUUCCCUGAUUGCAGCAAAAGCUGCAGGACGAGGACCCAAUCACGCACGCAACCUACGAAAGUGGAUCUGUCAGUUUUUGAAAUCUGGGAAACUGCCCCUUCACCGAUAUGGCUCCUACAACUCCUCAAUCCUCGAUGAUGAAGACUUUGCCCGGGAUAUCCAGCUACACUUGACAGAAAAGGCAAAAGAUGGCUACAUCCGGGCACAGGACAUUGUUGACUACGUUGCCACAAAGGAUGUCCAGGAGCGGCUUGGGGUGAAGGCACGAGGAAUCACCGUUCGAACGGCUCGACGCUGGUUGAAGAAGCUGAACUGGCGAUAUACCCGCAAACGGAAUGGCAUGUACAUUGAUGGCCAUGAAAGGGAGGAUGUGGUUGCUUAUCGGAAAGCAUUCGUGUCACGCUGGCAGGAAUAUGAGAAGUGUUUCAUUAUUUAUGACAAUGAUGGCAACGUACUCUCUAAACCAGCUGGCUUCCCUGUCCCUCAAAUCGGCCGCUUCCGCUUGAUCCUGGUCACACACGAUGAAUCAACGUUCUAUGAAAACGACAGACGCAAGACAAAGUGGACCCACUUCCAAGAAAAGGCGACAACGGAGAGAAAAGGAGAGGGGCCAUUGAUCAUGGUGUCCGAAUUCUUAACACCUGAUUGGGGGCGGCUAAAAGACGGAGAUGACGAGGCACAUAUCCUCUUCAGAGCGGGGAAGAAUCGGGAUGGUUACUUCGACAAUGACGAUCUGAUCAGUCAAGUGGAUCAUGCUAUUGACAUUUUUGAGGGACUCACCAAUGGCUUUGCAACUGGUCUUUUCCUGUUUGACAAUGCACUGAGUCACCAAAAGCGGGCAAUGGAUGCCCUCUCUGCUCGGAAAAUGCCCAAAAAUGCCCAUGCAACAUGGACACAUCACAAAGAUGGCCCAAAGAUGAGGACCACCUGCUUCGGUGAGCACAGCACUAUCCAAGACUUCUAUUACCCAGAUGAUCACCCCACCAUGCCGGGCUGGUUUAAAGGGAUGGAGAAUAUUAUCCGGGAGCGCAGUCUGUGGCCACAGCGGGGGCUCAACGCGCAGUGUGAGGGGUUCAAGUACCUUGGUCUUUCCGCUCCCGCUGUAUCUCCGAGCGUAUCCCCACACGACGAACUGGCGCCUACGCUUAGAAGCCACUCAAAAGCACCUGCCGUGACUGUUGACUUGCCGAUACCGCCAGUAGAAACGCCCAAACAGGACGCUUCCCGCCAACGUUCUCCGUCACCACUGUCUCCCCUGACCUCGCUAGAGGAACACUCACUGCAUCUGUUGACACCCUCCGUGACACAUCCGCCCCCUCCGCCCCCUCCGCUUCAACUGUCAGAGUCGGCAGAAACUGAUUCUACACUUGUGGGCCCCACCCACGAACGACUAGACAUCUCUGUGCGCAGUUGGGAGUCUGACUCUGAUUCCGAAAUCUUGACCGCAUACAUUCACUCAAAAACCGCAUACAACCGUACCGUGAUGGCGCCCAACAAAGAAGCGACUGUGGAACAUCCAGUAGUCAAACACUGCCCUGUUCUGACUGCCGGCGAGUUAUCCCCAAAGGCCGCAAUGGAGCUGGACAAUGCCUUUCAAGACUUCUUCACCGCGUGUGGCCGUUCCAAGACAAUUGCAGAAGAAGAAAAGGUACCACUCAUCUUGUCCACCUUCAAGGACUUGCACAUCCGUGACUGGAUCGCAUCUGACCGUGAACGUCUCCUCGGUCUCACUUACAACACGUUCAUGAAGGAACUGCGAGCGAAUUACCUGCCCACCGACUGGAUCGAGAACGUACGCAAUGAAAUCUUGGGCAACCGCCAGCAGAAGAACGAGCCGUUUUGGGCCUGGACACAGAAGAUGAAGGCAGUCAACAUCCUCUUACGAGGAACGACGUCUCACUUCAACGACGACCAAUUACGCCAGCAGCUCGAAGGACUGAUGGAUGCCGAACUCCGUAAAGCCGCCGCCCGAAAGGGAAUUAACACGAAGACCAUGUUAAAAGACUGGAUCAAAGCCGUUAAGAACUUGGACGAAGAGUACGCGUACGACCGGAAGAGGUACAGGGACGCCUUUGAGGAGGACCAACGCAGUUCGAAGCGUGUCGCCCUGUCAGGAAACACAGGGAACACAGCGCCCCGAUCCUCCUCCAACAAGGCAUCCACCUCGACUGGACGUGCGCAGACCGGAGGCAAAUGGAAGAAGCUACCGAAGCUGGAGCAGUCGGAGAAAGACCUCCUCGAAGAAUACGAGGGCUGCUGGAAGUGCCAUCAAUUUUUUGCAUACCACGGCACAUGCUCCUGCCCAAACGAAUUUCUGCCCGGCAACGGGUACCACACCCUCACGCUCAGCGAUGUUCAGAAGCACCCGAAAUACAACGCCUACAUGGAAAAGAAAGGAAAAGCAAAGACAGUAGCUGCCGUCACCGACGUGAACAAGUCCGACGACGAGGAUGACGCGGUUGCAGCCACCAUGAGCUCCGCACUCGGAAACGGCACCCAUUCCGAGGUGGAGCACGGUGACAGUGAUGUGAGUCCGCCGUUCCGUUCAAAGCACAUCGUGUGGCGAGCGACACUGACGGGCCCUCGGGCUGAAUUUCCAGUGAAAGUGUCCACCCUCAUAGACAAUGGGGCGCACUUGGUGCUCAUCCGCCCCGAGCUAGUAGAUUCACUUGGCCUAGAACGUCUGAAGCUUCCCGUACCCGAAACCGUCGACGUCGCUAUCAAAAGCUUGAAAGAAAAGAGGAAAAUUGAAUUAGAUGAGUUUGUAAAAAUUACUGUAACAUCACUGGAUGGUUGUUGGACAUCACGCACUGUUCACGCCAUCAUCGCCCCGGGACUCUGUAUGCCGAUUAUACUAGGUUUGCCGUUCUUAAUACAUAAUGACAUUGUCACCGACCACGCAAACCGUUCCUGCAUUGACAAAAAAACGGGUUAUAACUUAAUGAACCCAGACCCCUUGCCACCUCACAAACCAAAGCCGUUAUCACCGAAACAAAAGCGCAGAGAGUUUGAUAAAGAGGUGGAGAAAGUCAAGUUGAUCAAGAAGACGACGCUCGCAGAAUUAUGCACGGUCAUACGAGAAAGAAUCACUGUGCCAGACGAACCUUCAGGUGAAUUGUGCGCCCAUGCAGUAGCUGCGGUAAAAGAGCGAGUAGAAAUACUGGCUAACUGGGAGACGCUGCUGCAAAAGAUGCAGGAACACGAGCGUCUCCUGAAAGAGGAAUUCCUCGAUGUAUUUAAACCGAUUCCGCAUGUAGACGAACUGCCUACGGAAUUUCUCUCAGAAAUUCACUUGAAAGACGCUACGAAGAACGUCAAAAGUCGGACGUACGCCUGCCCUAGAAAAUACAAGGGAUCGUGGCAAACCUUGAUUAAACAACACUUAGACGCGGGCCGCAUCAGACCCUCUUCCUCACGCUAUGCAUCCCCUGCCUUUAUUAUCCCCAAGGCAGAUCCAACCGCGCUCCCUCGUUGGGUAAACGACUACCGUGACCUCAAUGCGAACACCGUCGAAGACAGCCAUCCUAUUCCGCGCCAGGAUGACAUCUUGGCAGAUUGCUCGAAAGGUGUGUUCUUCGUGCAGAUCGACAUGACAAACUCGUUCUUCCAGACGCCCAUGCACCCGGACCACAUACACCUGACUGCAGUAACGACCCCCUUCGGAUUGUACGAAUGGACAGUGAUGCCCAUGGGACUUCGUAACGCACCUGCAAUCCACCAACGCCGAGUCACCCAUGCACUCCGGGAAUGCAUCGGCAGGAUCUGCCACAUCUACCUUGACGACAUCGUCAUAUGGUCCCAGACCCUCGAAGAACAUGUCCGCAACAUGACCAUGAAAGAUUGCGACAAAGACUUCCCGCCAUGGACCGAAAAAGAACAGGCCGCCUUCGACGCAAUAAAAGCGAUUGUUGUGAGUCGCGACUGCCUUACCUCAAUUGACUACGCAAAGAUGCCAGACAACAAAAUCUUUGUGACAACGGACGCCAGCGAAACACGGUCGGGGGCAGUGCUCUCCUUCGGGAAGUCAUGGGAGACCGCUCGCCCAGUUGCCUUUGACUCGAUGACCUUCAAGGGCGCGGAGCUCAACUACCCUGUCCACGAAAAAGAACUACUGGCCAUUAUCCGUGCCUUGAAGAAGUGGCGGUCAGAUUUAUUGGGUGUUCCAUUUCUCAUAUAUUCUGACCACAGAACCUUGGAGAACUUUCAACGACAGAAGGACUUAUCCCGCCGUCAAGCGAGGUGGAUGGAAUUCAUGUCCCAAUAUGACUUCAAGAUAAUCUAUGUACAAGGCGAGGCCAACUCCGUUGCAGACGCGCUGUCAAGGCUACCUACGGAAUCGACCAAGAGCAGCACACGAGCGGAACGAGAAGCACUGGGCCCUUGGGACGUGGACCCAGAAGACGAACUGUGUAUCGUUAUGGAACGACCGCUGACCUCGCCAUGCGACAUGGCCGAAGGACUCGGAUACAAGCUGGACCCGUGGACCGAAAAACUACGCUCCGCGAAGGACGGAAUGAACGGGAUCGCAGAAAAAGACGGCUUGUGGUUUGAUUACGGACGUCGACGAGGACCAUUCAACCGUGCAAACUCACCAAAUAUGUUCCCGGUAUUCCAUACAUCUCAAGUCAAACCUUUUACGGAAAACGACGCCACACUGUUCCCGUCUCGGGAGUUCGAAAAGCCUCCGCCAAUCGUUACCGAGAAUGGUGAAGAAUAUUACAUCCGAGACAUAAUCGACGAACGACGGCGCGGACGCGGUUGGCAAUACAAAGUCCGCUGGGAAGGCUAUGCACCGGAAGACGAGAACUGGAAGACACCGAAGCGCUGGACGUUUGGUUAG